CCUGAUUCCUUCAGAGUGGUGGAGGGAAUCAUGCCUGGUCAUGAGAUUCUAAUAGCUCUUGGCAAUCUAGAUGAGAAGACUUUAAAAAAAACAAUUCCUAAUUUAAGAUAUUUUGGGAAGAAGUUGAGAAUUCUGCUAUGAGGACCAGUAGAUAAAAUGGUUCACACAUGCAGAGAAAUUACAUUAAAUGAUUCUACAUCCUCACUUUGUUUUAAUAGAUACAAGUUAAAUUAUGUAGUAUGAUAUGGAAAUAGGAUAGGAAGGAAAAGUUGGGGAAGUAUGAUGAAUAAGGAGAUCAGGGCUGCUAUAACCCCUUUACUCCCCUUAGUCCCAUACCUUUUUGCAUAAUAAUGUACUCAGUUCAGCCUGUAACUACCCCAGAGCAAACAUAGACCUAUGCCCAAGUUCCCUUCAUCUUUAGAGCUUAGGACGCAAAUGUAAGGAAGUUUCCUACUCAGGCUCUACAAAAACAGGGCUCCCACCAGCAACUUCCUGAUGGGCAUUGGAGGUGAAUGUGAGUUGGUGAUACAGUGAUUGGAUUGGUCUGAUUAAGUUUUGACCUACACAACUCAUUUCAGUGGGGGACUGAAGGAUGCUUGACUUAAGAUACUUUUUUGUUUACUAAACAAGAUGGAUUUCACAAUUGCUGUACCAGUUUAGAAGAUACUCUGAGGCAAGGAACAUAAGAGAAUUCCAGGACAAAGGAAAGAGGAAAGAAGCUUGAAACACAGACCAAGCCUUAAUUAGAAAAUUACACAAAAAUGAAUGGGAGAAAUGAAUGAAUUAUGAUAUUUGAAUUUAAUGGACUGUAUUAUGUGUUAGAAAUGGCCACCACUGGAAAUAUAAAUAAAGUAAGGGAAAUAUAUGAAGAGAUGAAAAGAGAAGAAAAGAGAGUAAGAAUAAUAUACACCAUGAUUACAUUUAAAAAAUUCACACAAUUCAAGAGAAAAAAUAUCCAAGUCAAACAGAUCCAAAGGGAAUUCAAAGGCAGAAGAUAUUUAUAUUGCCAUACCUAUGUAAUUUACAUAUUUUUAAACAAAUUGGAAACAAUAUGGAGUUUGGGGUUUUGCACAUAAUUUUUUAUGCAUGUUUAGUUACAUAUUUUGGUGGUGAUGGUGGUUACUAAGUAUGUAAUAAAAUACUUGAAAUAACAAAAGAAGAAAGUUAUAUAAAGCAUUACAUAGAAAUAAAAAUAAUACAAUAUUAGAAAGAAAUCUUCUCACUAUCAUUCUUUUUCUGGAUGAUAACUGAGAAGAGGCUUUAGAUCUAGGGAUUAAUCAAUCAUUGUAAUUGAUGACCUUGACGUGAUCAGUUUUGAGUUGGGGGAAGAAAAUGAGGAUUGACUGGGCAAGGGGAAUAAAGAGUGACAGAAGAAUAAAGCUAUGGAGGUAGGAAAGACAGACCAUUAUUUUUAAAAGUUAGGCAUUAAAAUUAGGAAAGAGAUCUAUAGGGUUAAAUAAAAAAUUUUAAAGCAAUGAGGGAACAUCAAUCUAUUUUCUAGGCAGAGAUGAAGGGAAAGAAGAAGAGAGAGGAAAUUAUUGAUGAAACAAAGGAAAUAGAGGAACCAAAAAGUUUAUUUCCUAAGGUGAUAAAAGAAAAUGGAAAAGAGCCUAUAUAUUCUAAAAUAUUUAUAGCAAUUCUCAAAUUGCCAAAGAAAUGGAAACUGAAGGGAUAUUCAUCCAUUGGGGAAUGACUAAGCAAGUUGUGGCAUAGAGUUGUGGUAUGGCAUAGAACGUAUUGUUAAUUUUUGAAAAAUAUGGAAAGACCUACAUGAAACAAAGAGUUAAAUGAAUAGAACCAAGAAAACAUCAUAUACAGGAACAGAAAUAUUGUGUGAAGAAUGACUGGUGCAUGUCCACCUCCAGAGAAAGACCUGAUAAAUAGAAGUAAGACAUAGUUUUAUAUAUACACCAUAUAUCUUUUUGUCAAAUGAUGUCUUCUCUAAUGGGGAGAGAGGAGGAAUGGAGGAAGUUAACUGAGUAUCUAAAUGUAAUACAUAAAAAAAAUGAAAAAAGUAGAUAAGAGGGGAAGGGACAAAGUAACAAUUAGAAGGAUUAAUUUAGGCAAAGAUGAAGUCCAUCUUAUUCUUUGAAACUGGAAAGAAGAACAACAUGGGUGAAAUCAGGGAGUUUUUAAGGCACAGAAGAAUUUGCUGCUCCUUUAUCUGCUGAGAGAGGAGUGAUUUGAAAAUGGGGUUCUGAGAUUAAGGAAAGAGAAAGCUUGAAACAGCUUCUUCAGUGUGCUUGAUGGAAGUCAAUAUAAAUUGACCACAAAGAUAUGAGGGAUAAAUUGAAAAUAGAGAAGGAAUUUGCAGCAGCACCAGUCAGCAAGAUUUUGUGCCCUCUUCCAGCAAAUGUUCAAGUGAUGAAGGAAAGUGGUGAUUUAUCCAGAAUAUAAGGAUUAUCAAAAUGAUGGUUCUGACUAUAUGGAGCAAUAACAAAAAAGAAUAAUAACGCUAGUGCUAUUCUAUGGGUAAAGGCAAAGCCAUACUCCAUUUAAUUUACAAGGGUUAAAUUUUUUUUUCUAUAAAAGACUUUCUUUAAAAUUAAGAUUCUGGAAUGUUAUUCCUGUUUCUCAGUCUUGACUAUUGUUGCCAAAAUGAUUGAAUCUAUAAAAAUGUACUAAUAGUUCUUAUUUAUAUGCAGCACUAUCAGGCUUGCAAAGCACUUUUUUCACAACAGCCUUGUGAAGUAGGUAAUACAAAUAUUAUUUACCCUAUUUCCUAGCUCAGAAAACUGAGGAGUAGAGAAGUUAAUUACCUUGCUUACAAUAAUGAACUCAUCUGGAUCCCAAACCUGGAUAUUCUGACUUGAGUCCUGAGCUCCAUCCAUCCAUCAGCUAAGUCUCAUUACUUAUUAGUGAUGUGUUACAUUCAUUUCACAUUUUAGAUAACAUUCUCAAAAUCCUGUCACUUAAGUUUUUCUGAGUGGUCUUCACAACAAUGAGAGAGUAGCAACUACUUGGUAUAUGACAACUUUAAGGACUAGAGGUUAAGUUACACGCCCAAGGUCACAUAGCUAAAUGAUGUCCCUCACUGUCUACUCUCUCUUUUCCCCCACUCCCUGAAGUUCUCCACUCCCAUAGAGGUUAAGCAGCAUUCCUCUCCUGUGUCAGUGUUUUUGAAUCUGUGAACUUAAAUUCUCUUCUCCUUUUGCAGCCCACUUGAUUGGUUUCUGGAAAGACCCUGUACUCAAAAAUAGGAAUAAGGACAGGUCCCAGGCAUAGGAAAGGCCAAACCUUCCUUCAGGGCUCUGGCACUCAAAAUCUCACUUGCUGGGGAAGCAAUGCAAAGUGUUUGAGUGUGAAAUUGUGCUUUGAAGUGGGAACAAGAACUUCUUUUCCCUCAAACUGACCUUUAAAAAAAGAAACCAUUGUUUUAUCCCCCUUGAAUUCAACAUCUCAGCUUUCUGUUAACAAAGGGUGGUGCCCAGGAGUUUGAGCUAGAGUCGAGUGCACUUCACAGUCUGCUGACCCUUAUGUGUUACAUGGACCACAUUUGGUUUGCUGGUCAGCUGAAUGGUGCAGAAAUUCGAGCCUGGACCUGGUUUGGGCUUUGAGGUCGCUUACAUAAAGGAGCUGUCUUUGGGGAGUGCUCUAUUUACAAAACUCAGCCCUUUGCUGAAUCUGCACAGUGCCGGGACAAACACAGCAACAACAACGCGAUUUGCUGGCUCUCAUACCUCUUCUCCAAACCGGCCCCAGGAAGCCUCCAGGGACCUUUCCCACACUGUGAAGCGCUGAGCUUCAAAUUCUCUUUCUGCUGCGGAGCCUGCGCUUUUCUCUAGCUCUCCCACUCUCCGAGGUGCUGGAGGCAGCCAUGGAGCCAGGCUGGGCAUGUGUUCAUGGAGGCAUGUAUGAGCUCACUGAAUGAACUGCCUCUCCUGGGCUUGAUGAUGCUAGGAUUGUGGGCGGGAGCAGCAGCUCGCUCCUCUCCUCUUUCUUUCCCUCCCUCCUUCCCUCCCCAUCCCCCAGCCCUCUUCCAUCCCUCCGUUGGACUGUCUCUGCACUGCAGAUGUCUUCCGGCCUUCGCACACCGAGCUCCCUGGGCGCCUCCCAGCUCUUCAUCAUGGCCCCUGGCCCGGCUCUUCUGCCCUGAAUCACCUCUUCAUCCCCAAGGGGACCUUCGGCAGCCCUGAGCUACAGCCGCGUUCUCUCCUCAGCAAAGGACCAGCUGCUUGCCUUCCCGGUUGCCAGGGCCUGGGCAGUGGCUGGGUGAGGCAGCAGCGGGGAGAGGAGUGGCUGGUAGCCUCCUCGGAGCCCUAGGCGGUUCCCCAUGAGGCAGGACAAGCUGACCAGCUCCUUGAGACGAGGUGGGAGAUGCCUCAAGCGGCAGAGCGGGGGAGGCGUAGGCAACAUCCUCAGCAAUGUGCUCAAGAAACGGAGCUGUAUAUCCCGGACCGCACCUCGGCUGCUCUGCACCCUGGAGCCGGGGGUUGACACGAAGUUGAAGUUCACUCUUGAGCCAUCUUUAGGUCAAAAUGGUUUCCAGCAGUGGUAUGAUGCUCUCAAGGCUGUAGCCAGACUUUCAACUGGAAUACCAAAGGAGUGGAGAAGAAAGGUUUGGCUGACCUUGGCAGACCACUACUUACAUAGUAUAGCCAUUGACUGGGAUAAAACCAUGCGCUUCACUUUCAAUGAAAGAAGUAACCCUGAUGACGAUUCCAUGGGAAUUCAGAUAGUAAAGGAUCUUCACCGAACAGGUUGCAGCUCUUACUGUGGCCAGGAGGCAGAGCAAGACAGGGUGGUGUUAAAGAGAGUUCUGCUGGCCUAUGCCCGAUGGAACAAGUCUGUUGGGUAUUGCCAAGGCUUUAAUAUCCUAGCUGCACUUAUCUUAGAAGUGAUGGAAGGCAAUGAAGGAGAUGCUCUAAAAAUCAUGAUUUACCUCAUUGAUAAGGUACUUCCAGAAAGCUACUUUGUUAAUAAUCUCCGGGCAUUGUCUGUGGACAUGGCAGUCUUCAGAGAUCUCUUGAGAAUGAAACUUCCUGAAUUAUCUCAGCAUCUGGAUACUCUUCAGAGAGCUUCAAACAGGGAAGGAGGAGGUGGAUACGAACCCCCACUUACAAAUGUCUUCACCAUGCAGUGGUUCCUGACUCUCUUUGCCACAUGCCUUCCUAAUCACACAGUUUUAAAGAUUUGGGAUUCUGUCUUCUUUGAAGGUUCUGAAAUCAUACUGAGAGUAUCCCUGGCAAUCUGGGCAAAAUUAGGAGAACAGAUAGAAUGCUGUGAAACUGCUGAUGAAUUCUACAGUACCAUGGGAAGAUUGACUCAGGAGAUGCUGGAGGACAAUCUGAUAGAGAGCAACGAACUCAUGCAGACUGUUUAUUCCAUGGCUCAGUUCCCUUUCCCUCAAUUGGCAGAGCUAAGGGAGAAAUACACCUACAACAUCACUCCAUUCCCAGCCACAGUGAAACCCACUUCAGUUUCUGGACGGCUUGGCAGGACCAGAGACAGUGAUGAAGAGAAUGACCUAGAUGAUGAGGAUGCUAUCAUCAACGCAGUUGGAUGUCUUGGACCUUUCAGUGGUUUCCUGGCCCCAGAACUCCAGAAGUAUCAAAAGCAAGUUAAAGAUCAAAGUGAAGAACAGAGUCUGGGCUCUAAUAACAUUGCUGAGCUAAGCCCAGGAGCAAUCAAUUCUUGUCGCAGUGAGUACCAUGCUGCCUUUAACAGCAUGAUGAUGGAACGCAUGACAACAGACAUCAAUGCCCUGAAGCGACAAUAUUCCCGAAUCAAAAAGAAGCAGCAACAACAGGUUCACCAGGUGUAUAUAAGGGCAGAUAAAGGACUAGUGACCAGUCUCCUGCCAUCUCAGGUAAACCAUUCUCCAGUUAUAAACCACCUUCUUUUGGGAAAGAAACUCAAAACAACGAACAGGGCAUCCAAAAAUGCGGUCAUCCACAUUCCUGGUCACGCGGGGAGCAAACUAUCUCCGGUUCCCCAUGAAGACCUCAAGACCAAGCUCAACUCUCCUUGGCGUACCCACAUCCGUGUUCAUAGAAAGAACAUAGCCAAGACCAAGAGCCAGCUGGGCUGUGGGGACACCAUCGGGCUGAUUGAAGAGCAGAAUGAGGGCUGUAAGCCCACUAGCUUGGGAGCGGCAGAGGGUCUGCCCCCCAACAGCGCAGGGAAAGCUGGAAGAGAUGGCGGCAGCUCUGACGACAGCACGACUAGGACAAUUGAUGGACAGUCACCAGAGCCUGUGUUUAGAGACUCCAGUGCAAACAUGGAUGAAGUCCAGCUGAAGUUAGAAGCCCUGGAACUUAGUGAAAGGAGUGCUGCUGAAACUGAGCCCAGGGCUAAGCAGGCUGGCCACCCACAUGGGCCUGAGCCCCCCAUCCCAGGCAAGCCUCCCCAAACCAGCUCUUCCAAAGCACGUGGCUUUAGCCCCUUUCCCAAUGUCAAGCCCCUUCGGAAAUCAACCGCAGCCAGGAAUUUGGGAUUAUAUGGCCCCACAGAAAGAACCCCAACGGUCCACUUCCCCCAGAUGAGUAGAAGCUUCAACAAAUCUUCCAGUGCUAAUAGCGGUACUAAGAAGCGAUGACAUCCUAUUAGUGCUAUAUAGUCCAGGUCUGUCUUUUUUUUUUUUAUCCCGCUGUGAGUGUUUGGUCUCACGUCUCCAGAACAAUUUUUAUUUUCCAGAUGAUUGAAAAACAAAGGAAUGGGCAAAGAAGGGUGCAAAAACCAGCAUUCUGAGAAUCAUGGUUCUCACCACAGCAGCUAGAGAGGGGAGUCACAGGGUGGGCUAGGGAAUGGCCCCAUCCACCCUGGUGGGCACAAAGGGCAUAGAGAAGAUUCUGUGGAAGUAGCAAAUUGUGUGGUUUUGAUGUGAAGUCUGUCUCUACUUUUUCAGAUGUUUAGAAAGGUUUCUCUUUCUCCAGACUGUUAACUGUGUUCCUUUCUCCUGUGUUGUGGACCUCUCGGGUCCCAGUGACCACUUCCCAAAGCCCCAGUUUGUGGAUUUUAUCAGCAUUCACACAUAGGUACACACUUGUUUGCUAUGACAAGAACUACGAAAUAGAAGACUUCUCAUCAGUUUCACCAGCUUCCGGAUUUUCCCCAUCGGGAUGUGUGUGUGUGUGUGUGUGUGUGUGUGUGUGUGUGUACUUGUGUAUGCAGGCAUGUUUUUCCUAUGGUGUUUUCUUUUAGCUAUUGUCCAGUUUUCAUUCUAUCCUCAUGCUAAAAGGAACUCUAGAUAGCCUUUUUAUUACUUGGUAUUUUUGCCUACUGAAUGCAAACGUUUCAUUUGUGGAAACCCAAUGUCUGGCUCAAGAUUAGACUCUUAAGUUCUGAUGUACAGAACAUAGUUGGGUCAUGCCCUAAUAGCAGUUGGCAUGUAUGCUUGCUUUCUUCUAACUGAACAGUUCCCAAGUUUGCUAAAUUGGAGUCACUAUAAAUUUCUUCCUUUUUUUCAAGUGUACUUCAGUUGUCAGUGGUAUUCAGGACUCAAUAGUUGGUGGGUUAGUUUAAGACCUUCUUAGUGUGCUGCAGAGUGCAUGAAUACCUCAUUCAAGGAGUAUUCAUCCUAAAAAAACCAAACCCAAGACAAGUGAGGUGGCUCAGUGGUUUGAGAGUCAGAUCUAGAGCCAGGAGGUACUGGGUUCAAAUAUCAUCUCAGAUGGCAACUCACUUAAUCUCCAUUGCCUAGCCCUUAUGGUUCUUCUGCCUUGGAACCAAUACACAAUAUUGAUUCUAAGACAGAAGGUAAGGAUCUAUAAAAAAUAACCACACAGGACAAACUUGUUGCUGUACAAAUAUAUGAAUCACUGAAACGUGGGCUCUCAGGGUGAGAUCAUUUUGUUACUGGAAUACAGCCUUGUUUCAGAGGAGGGAGACUGUUUUUAAUCUUUCCCUUGUUCAUUCAUCACUGGGGUCCUCUAUAAGCAAGACAAUUGUUAUCUCCCCUUUACAGGUGGACAUUGAGCCACUUGUACAGGAAGCAAUAUUCCAGUGACUCAAGGUAAACAUUCCCUGUUGAUCAUAUUGACUUAGACUUGUGUCCUUCAGUUGAUAAGCAGGUGUACCGGCCGCAAUAAUGCCAACAUUAACCCUGAAAAGCCAUUGCCAUGACUGUGUGACUCCAUGACCUGUAGGGGAGGACUUUUCUGCCAAAUUGGGACAGUAUGCCGGGGAGCAAUCUUAAAGUUUCUGAAUCUUAAAAGAGAGAGCUCAUUCUCUGUGCAGCUGUCUUCUGGCUGAACAGGAGGUCCAUUUCUCCCAUAAACCCUUAAAGGAAACAAAUUGAAUCUCUUCAUCUUAGUCUGAAGAAAACAGGUGGAGCUGCCUUUGGGAAAUGCAAGAGGCAUGCAUUUGAUUUCAUUUGUGUUGCUGAUGCAGAAACAAAAUGUUUAUAAUGAUCUUUGGGGGAUGAAAAGGAUGUGAUUUGUGUGGGGGUUAAGUGAAGAUUAAAAAUGAUGCAUACAGUGAAAGAAAAAGAACCCUGUCAUUUUAUCUUUUUUCUUCCCUUCCCCUAAGAACUAAAAAUGGAAAAAUAUGACAAAUAAUUCAUUAUAGCUUUUAUCUCAAGUUCCAUGACAUCAGAAGGCAACUUCUUGGGAAAAGCAGAGAGUGGAAGCCUAUUUGGGAUAAUUUCCCCCAUCCCUCCACCUCCACAAAGAGACCACUUUUCCCAAAGUGAGACUUUGGAAUUUUUCUUCCACCAGUUAGAUUUUAAGGAUAAGAAUAGAACCACCUAAAGUCUUUAUCAUCCUCCAGUCUCUCCCCACUCACCUAAGUGAGUCAUAACCCUUGCUUACUCACCGUACCUUUAAGUAUCUCUGGAUUCAUUUAAAAAAUGUGUCUUUCAAUAUUUCCUUCUUUGGGGCAAAUUCAUUACAAGACAUAGAACAGAGAUUUUUAACCUGGGGACUGUGAACUUUUUCAAAUUUUGGGAUAACUAUUUCAAUGUAGUUGGUUUACUUUGUAUUUAUUUUGUGCUUUAAAAAUAUGAUUCUGAGAAGGGGUCCAUAGGUUUCAUGAGACUGUUGAAGGGUCCAUGACACAAAGAAAGGUAAGAACUGGCACAGAGGAAGGAAGGCAGAAGAGAGGUAGAUUGGAGCUGGUCUACUGAAAUCUGAAUUGUUAUUGUUCAGUCAUGUCCAACUCUCCAUGAUCUUGUUUGGGGAUUUCUUGGCAAAGAUAGUGAAGGGAUUCGCCAUUUUCUUCUCCGUCCUAUUUUACAGAUGAGGAAACUGAGGCAAACAGUAUUAAGUAACUUGCCUGGGGUCAUGCAACUAAUAAGUGUCCAACACCAGCUUUGAACUCAGGUCUUCCUGAAUCCAGAACUAGCACUCUAUCUACUAUGCCACCCAUCUGCCCACUGAAUUCUAGUCUCUAUUCUUUGUCCCCCUAAAAACUUCCUCUGAUUGUUUCCCUAGGGUUAGUUUGCCUAUUUCUGAAGAAGGAAACUCAACAUUUUAUGAUUUCAAUGAAUCAAGAUGACCCCGAAAACAAACAAACAAACAAACCCUUUAGGGCUAAAUAUUGAAAAAAAUUUUCAGACUUGACAAGGCUACUUCUUCUUCCUCCUUUUUGGGGUUAAGUGACUUGACAAGGGUCACACAACUAGGAAUGACAUUCUUUUAAAAAUUAUUUUCUUCAUCAAUUACAUGAAAAAAAUCAUUUUUUAAACUUUCAUUUCAAAAAGAGUGAGUCAAAUUUUCACCCUCCUCAUUCCCUGAGAUGGCAAGCUGACAUAGAUUUUACAUGUGGUAGUAUAAAACAUUUUCCCAUAUUGGUCAUUUUGUGAAAGAGAACAUGAACAAACAAAAGAAAAGUGAAGAAAUAAAGUGAAAUUUGGUGUCUUGGUCUGCAUUCAGAUUCUAUCAGUUCAUCUCUGGAGGCAGGUGGUGUUUUUCAUCACGAGUCCUCGAGGAUUGUCUUGGAUUUGCUAAGAAUAACCAAGUCAUUCAUAAAUGUCCACCAUCUAAUAUUAUUGUUACUGUGUACAAUGUUCUCCUGGUUCUGCUCACUUCAUUUUGCACCAGUUCAUGUAGGUCUUUCCAGGUUUUUCUGAAAUUACCUCUCUUAUCAUUUCUUAGAGCAUAGCAGUUUUCUAUUACUACCAUAUACCAUGACUUGUUCAGCCAUUCCCCUAUUGAUGGACAUCUCUUUAAUUUCCAAUUCUUUGCCAGUACAAAGAGGAGCUACUAUGAAUAUUUUGGUACAACUAGGUCCUCCCCUCUUCCCAUUUUAAAAAUCUCUUUGGGAUUCAGAACUAGUAAUGGGAUUACUGAAUCAAAUGGUAUACACAGUUUUGUAGCCCUUUGAGCAUAGUUUCAAAUUGCCUCCAGACUGGUUGGAUCAAUUCACAACUCCACCAACUAUGCAUUAGUGUCCCAAUUUUGCCACAUCUCCUCCAACAUUUAUCACUUUGAUUUACUGUCCUGCUGGCCAUUCUUAUAGGUGGUACCUCAGAGUUGUUUUAAUUUGCAUUUCUCUAAUCCAGAGUGAUUUGGAAAAUUUUUUUCAUAUGAUUAUUGAUAGCUUUUAUUUCUUCAUCUGAAAACUGCUUGUUUGUAUCUUGUGAUCAUUUGUCAACUGGGGAAUGGUUUGUAAUCUCAUAAAUUUGACUUAGUUCACUACAGAUUUAAGAAAUUAGACCUUUAUCAGAGAAAUCUAUUAUAAAUGUUUUCACAGUUUGCUGUUUACCUUCCAGUCUUGAUUCCAUUGGUUUUGCUUGUACAAACAUUUUUAAUUUAAUAUAAUCAAAAUUAUUUAUUUUACAUCUUCUAAAAUAUUCUCUAUCUUUUGUUUGGCCAUAAAAUUUUCCCUUUUUCAUAGAUCUGACAUAAACUAUUUUACAUUCCCCUAAUUUACUUCACCAUUUAUGUCUAAAGCGUAUAUCCAUUUUGAACUUAUCUUAAUACAGUUAUAGGGUAUGAGAUAUGGGUCUAUACCUAGCUUCUCCCAUACUGUUUUCCAUUUCCCCCAACAUAACAGAUUCUUCUUAAAGAAAACUUUCAUACCAGCCAAAUCUCAUCUAAUUCAAUGGUCAUUAAGGAUAUGGAAAGCACUGGAAAGAUUGGCCUAAAGCAUUCUGUAUUCUAGGUAAUUACAGCUAUGAAUCUAUGAGAUGAAGCCCUUUUUCCUGCUUUAUAGAAUAAAACAUAUCUAUGUGGAAAGAGUUAAUCUUAGUCCCCUUCACCUUUUUAUACAUUGAGAUUGGUAUGCAGGCAGCUGAAGUAAUUAAAGAUUUCUUUAUUUCCAGUUUUAUUGAUAUUGUAUUCUCUCUUUUUUAAGAUUGUAAAAUUUUAUUUUUUCUUCAAUUCAUGAAAAAGCAAUUUUUAUCCUCAUUUUUUAAAAAGUCUGAGCCAAAAUUCUUACCCUCUCUCCCUUCUUUCUUCUCCUACCCCCUCCCUGAGAUGGUAAGCAAUCUGUUAGAGAUUUUACAUAUAUCAUAUAUAGAAAUACUGUGUUCUCAAGCAAUGCCCUUGGGAGUUGAUUCAUUUAGAUGUUUCUGCAACUCCUUCCUCCUCUUCUAUCAGUCUUCAAAAUACCUGAACCGAAUUGUGCAUGUUCAUGACUUUCUAUCCCGACUUUCAUGUCCUUUUAUGGAAAGCUAUAUAGCUCACAAAAGUACGGGCAAGUUACUUCUCAUCAUGGCAUAGAGAUGUAUUGAUGUCUUUUCAUAACUGCACACAGACAUAGAGAAGCUCAUGCCCCUUCCACUCAUCCACCCAGAAGAGGCUCAAUAAAAACACGGACAAAUACAAGGUUCUCGUUUGCCCAUUGUUUUGCCAAAGGAUGGAUUCUGAUUUUCAGCAUUAAGUACUUUUUAACUUGGGGAGCAGAGUUGGGAGGUGAUCUUUAAGGAACAGAUUUUGCCUUGACCCCCAAUUAAGAUGGUGAUAGAAAUAUCUCAAGAAGUAAGACUACUGAAUGCAAUUUAGAGUUGUGGGACCCAGAGGAGCUCAGGAGAUAGAUGCUACAUAAUUGGAAUUUUCCUUCUGGGUUGUGUGUGUGUGUGUGUGCGUGUGAUUGAGAAGCUCCUUUUGAAAGCAUAUUAUAUUGGAUGCCUUCUGCAUGGUAAGUAGUCCAGAUGAAAAUUGGAAUUGGUAGGUUGGUGAAUGGGAAGGAUGGAGGAGAGCAUUUAUGAGCAUAAAGGAUACAUUGAAUAUCACUUUAAAAAUGAUCUGAUGUUUUCAUAGUGUAAAACCCACCUAUUUGAAGUCUGUACUUUUUACUGUGCAUCUCACUAGGAUAUUUUGUGAUUGAUAUUUUUUUUUGUCUUUUGUCAGACCUUUGUGGAAAAACCAAAACACAACUUUUUCCUGUUUAAAUACUUAAAAAUAAUUAUGAUUAAUAAAACUGUGAAUUUUUGAUUGAA
Monodelphis domestica (gray short-tailed opossum) is the source of this 12322-nucleotide messenger RNA. It is a transcript of the gene TBC1D30, whose product is annotated as TBC1 domain family member 30. Lineage: Eukaryota; Metazoa; Chordata; Mammalia; Didelphimorphia; Didelphidae. The record is from RefSeq and is a predicted model, not a curated record. Gene Ontology annotation, cellular component: endoplasmic reticulum.